AUGUUCUUCAAAGGAAGAACCUGGCUUUGGUUAUACAUCACAACAGGAAUCAUUCUAGGAAGUGAGCUGGAUAGCCCAGAGCACCGUGGAGAACAUAAUUGUUAUCAGCUUAGCAGGUUUCAUUGCAGCUUUCAGGAAGCAGAAGAUUACUGUCAUGCUCAGGGAGGACACCCUGCUUUCACUUGGAACCAGGAGGUUCAAGACCUCCUCCGGGACUUUCUGGAAGAAGGAAGGAAGUGGUGGGUUGGGGAAAAUUUAACGCUGCUGGGAAAACACCAAGAAAAAAACAACCCAGCAGAUGUCACAGCCCACUGGGCCCCCACGCCCACCUGCAUUUACCUGUUCCGAAACCCCAGUCGGAUCUCGUCAAAAGUGGACUUGUGCUCACUGGGGCAUUAGUUCAUUUGCCAGGCUGAUGCCUUUUCAGACCAAGAUGCCAGUUAUGAAAGAAAUGGGAGUAAUUCUCAUUCAUAUUGGAAACCCAAGAGGACAAAAAGAAGUCACAAUACCGAGAAACAAAAUGACCUCAGUCCAAGACCCCGCGCCAUUCCAUCAGCCCGUUUCCUUCAAUACCACCUGGAGGCACACAGCAGGGAGUAUCGGUCACGCCUGUACCUACCAGCCAGCCGCUCCCUGUGCCACCAGAGCUCACCAGGCCUGGAUCUACUUCAAGCCCCAAAAAGGACACACAUUCCAGGUGUCUUCACUACUCAUCCACAAGCAUCAUUUCAGAGCACAUCUGAUCAGGUGGGUGUCAUCGAUGCACUUAUUGACCUGAAUGAGCAGCUACUGCAGAGCCCAUUUCCGAACAGCAGCAACCUGGGCUCCAGAAUGCCUGUGACUGUCUGCCUCUUUCACUCCCUCAACAACAUAACGAAAACUAGUGAAGCAAGUCAGCAAAGACCCAAGGACGACACUGAGCAGGUAGAAAAUACACUGAACAUGUCCUUGCUGAGCCUCAGGAGGAUCCAGGAAGCGUUUCUACAGCAGAAUGGUUCUGAGUCCGCAGUGACUCUGACCUCUUUCGCUGCUACCCUGUUGCUGAGCAGGCAAAACAUAUCAACUUUGCCUCUGAGCUCUUACACCUUCGGUUCCCCAGCACCUGUGAGGUUAGGCUUUCCAUCAGCGUCAGUCUUGGAGCAGCUCUUGAAUAAACACCCAGGAGUUAACAUCCAAGUGAUAACAGGACUAGCUUUCAAUCCCUUCAGAGAUUUUGAUGACAAGAAGUUUGUUGGAAGCAUCGGAAGUGUGUUACUAAGCUCUAAUCAUAAGUUGCUCCAAGUCCAUGAUUUAAUGGAAGAUAUCAAUAUCGUGCUAUGGAGAAACGCGAGCACGGGCACCCAUCCCACCAGCCUCAACGUGAGUGCAGACUAUUUUACUAUCACAGUGAAUGUCACUUCCCUGGAGAAAUCCCUCAUAGUGUGCGUGGAGCCUGAAAGCCCCGUUUCAGUGACGCUCUACCUGGGGUUCCAGCAACAGCCUAACCACACACACUUCCACCUGAACCUCUCCCUGCCAAAGGAGGAGGUGUCACAGAAAGAUGAGCCGUAUACACGGUUGCUGACUCCAGAGAGCCUGCAGGAUGGGGUUGGCACCUACUACAUAACAGCCCUGUUGCAGAGAGGCAAGGAGGGUGCCCAGCAGACGCCCGCCCUGCUCUCGGUGGUCACUGCCGUCACCCAGCGUUACUUCUGGGACAGCGGCAACAGCACGUGGAGGAGCCGCGACGCCAGGGUCACCCCUGUCCGGAGUUUGGUUGGGCCACAGAGCACACUUUUGAGGACACAGUGUCUGUGUAACCACCUGACCUACUUUGGCGACAAUUUCUUUAUUGUGCCUCGGACAGUGAAUGUGGAAGACACAGUUGACCUGUUCUUUCGCGUGACCAGCAACACCAUUGGGGUGUCCCUGCUGGCCAGCCUUAUUGGAGUCUAUAUGCUCAUAUUUGUGUGGGCUUGGAGAAAGGACCAAGCAGAUAUGCAGAAGGUGAGGGUCACUGUCCUGGCCGAUAAUGACCCCAGCUUUCAAUUCCACUACCUUAUUGAGGUCUCCACGGGCUGUCGAAGAAGGGCUGCUACAACAGCUAACGUGGUUAUCACCCUUUAUGGAUCAGAGCGGCAGAGCGAGCCCCAUCGUCUUUGUGACUCCCAGAAAGCAGUCUUUGAACGAGGGGGACUGGAUGUCUUCCUCCUGGGCACUCCGUCUUCUCUGCGGGAAUUACACAGCCUGCAGCUCUGGCAUGACAGUUCUGGCAUCAGCCCUUAUUGGUAUAUAGGCAUGUAAAUUGUCACUGACAUGGCAGGUAAAAGGAAAUGGCAUUUCCUGUGCAAUUGUUGGCUGGCCAUGGACCUUGGAGACUGUGAGCGUGACUGGAUCUUCAUACCGGUCUCAAAGAAGGAGCUCUUUUCCUUUAGACACCUGUUCUCCUCCAUGAUUGUAGAAAAUUUCACCCAGGAUUGUCUGUGGCUCUCAGUCACAGCUUGACAUCCCCGGACCCAGUUUACAAGAGUCCAGCGGCUCACCUGCUGCAUGACCCUCCUUCUCUGCAACAUGGUCACCUAUGUCAUGUUCUAGAAGAUGAACGGCACCACCACCAAGAGACGUGAGCAAGCUGUGGGUGAGCCCUGAUGUGUGCCCGGGCCCAUAUGUGCUGUGACCUGGUCUGAACUGCUCGUCAGCAUCCAAACUGCUGUCAUCCUUUUCCCCGUCAGUCUUGGGAUUGGGCGGCUUUUCCCGUUGAUUCAACCACAGGAACCUCUACCUCUCCUUCCUCCCAUCCAGGCCUCCUGCCUCUCAGAUGCUUCUUUUGAGCCUCUCUCUCUCACAGCGAUAGUUGAGGAAUUAAAGGAAACUGUGGGAUUCCUGCUCAGGAGAAAUACCUACUCUGAGUGUGAACAGUCUUCAUGGAGUCUUUCUUACAACAUUAACCAGCUGGUGAAGCUUUUAUCCAGCCUCGUCUGUUCUUACUUCGAGGGUCAAGGCCGUCACCAGUGGGCGGGACCCUACCGGGCAAAUGUGGUUCCUGAAAACCACCGUCAUUUCCACAGUUACCUAAUCAGAGUUCUGCAGAGGCUCCAAUCUCACUUAGGCACACUGGGUCCCGCCCAGGCCCAUCAGCCUUGUGACUUCCUAGAUGCAGUCAGCCAACUGCAAAAACUCCAGGAACGGUUGGAAACGCGCAUUCUUCCCACAGAGCAAGGGCCAUCCAGGUAAUGCAUCGCCCCAGGCUUUCUUUAUCACCUGUAAUCUUCCUAAACCUCCCAGAAGGGAAGCAAGCCCAUCUCUAAUGCCCGGCUCAGAUGGUUGACUUACUUCUGCUGGCUCCUGCUGGGGGUCACUAACCUGGCCUCAGCCUUUUUUACAGCACUUUAUAGCCUGGAACUGAACAAAGACCAAGCCACCAGCUGGGUUAUUUCGAUAUUAUCAUUGCUUCAGAACAUCUUCAUCACCAGUAAAGAUAUUUUCUCCUCUGACUUUCCUGUCUAGGUGAUCUUCCUCACAUUGUUUUACUCACUGCUGCUGAACAGGAUGCUGUGGCUUCACAAAGAGAAGGAACAUCAAACCAAGAGGAUCUUGGCACUCUUGGCAAGAUGUCCUUCAUCAUUACCCGGUUCAAGAGAUGAAAACAACCCCAUCUACGUAGCCCCAGCUAUGAAUGGUCCAGUUAAGCGCCCAGAAAGAACCUUGAAAGAGAAGAAAUGCUUCAAGUUGACAGGAGAUGUUUUGGUACAAAUACUUUUCCUUAUCCUGUUGAUGACUGCAGUCUACUCAGCACACAACUCCAAUAGAUUUUACCUCCGUCAAGCUAUCCACCAGAGCUUUCCUUACCGUUUCUCAGAGAUCAAACUUCUUAACCAUUUCUACUCCUGGGCCAGUAGCACCCUCCUUCCUAACCUGUACAGGGAUUACAGAGGUAAGAACACAGUCCUGGGGCCCAGCCCUGCAAAUGUGGGGUGCAGUUGGUUUUUCAAACGCCCCUGCAGUAAGUAACCCAUUAGAACAAUGGAGAAAGGUCUGCUGGCUUUUUCAAUAUUACUGCACCUCUGUGGGCACCCAAAGGUCCACUCCCAGGGCCCCAUCUAAGCAGGUUCAGGUUUACGUCUGUUCACCCAAGGGUGAUCAGGCCCAUGAAGGCUGAUUCCCACUGAUGAGUUUCACAAGAGGCUGAUAAACAAAAUUGAGAAUUUAUUCACUAACAACAUGAAAAGAAUUUUGCAGUUUCAGUUUAACCUGCUGUUUGGAUGGAGCAUCUCUGACUACCGAACUUUUCUCAGUUCAGCAGUGACUGUUGUUGGUCUCCUGAUGGGAAUCUCUCAUCACAAGGAGGUUAUUGCUUUAAACCCAGUCCUGGGCUCCUUUCUUACCCUCCUCACCAGUGUCGUUUUGAUGGUACUCGUGAUCAUUAACCUUUUUGUUUCUGCCAUUUUAAUGGCCUUUGGUAAAGAAAGAAAGUCCUUUAAGAAAGAAGCUGCACUGGUGGAUAUGCUGCUACUGAAGCUCUCAAGUUUGUCAGGAAAACAGCAGCACCAGAACACAUGUAAGUAA
Molecule: messenger RNA, 4545 nt
Organism: Balaenoptera ricei (Rice's whale)
Lineage: Eukaryota; Metazoa; Chordata; Mammalia; Artiodactyla; Balaenopteridae
Gene: PKD1L3
Product: polycystin 1 like 3, transient receptor potential channel interacting
Biological process (GO): detection of mechanical stimulus
Cellular component (GO): membrane
Molecular function (GO): calcium channel activity; protein binding
Source: RefSeq, a predicted model, not a curated record